AUGUCGACAGUGUCGCUGUAUUUGGAUGAUAUGGAUCUGAUAUCACUGUGUGUUUCCUAUCCGCCGCUUCAGCCCUACUUUUUCUCUCAGUUGAAGAACCUCGCUAUUCUCACUCACCCGUUCUGUCUCAUCGAAUAUGACAUAGAUCGAUGUCGACGCUUAACUCACCUCUUGGCUUUAUCGUCGGAAGAAAACUUCACGGCAUUUCACAGGAUACCGAAAACUCUGCGGAUUCGUCAGCUCCACUUGGGAUGGUCAGGACUCCCCGAAUAUUCCUUCAACAUAGAGGAAGGAGGAAACAUAGGAUGGAUUGAAAUGUUUUCAACUAUCGCGGCGACUUGUCCUAAUAUAAAUCAGUUCGUUUAUGAGGCGGGUUCCCCAACAGGAGCUCAUCGACCGCCGUCGUCAGAUCAAACACAAGGAUGUCAGUGUGAUGACUGCGCCAUGGCGCUUAUUAUGAAAUCCUUACCUCCUAUGCCAAAUCUUAAAAAACUCUGUUUGUACACCGAUACUCAACCCGACAUACAAUUCUCCAUCGCCAACAUCAUAUCGCGGGCUCGAAUUGAGGAGUUUAAAUACAUUAGCAGCGGCCAUCCGUAUGUUCACCGAGAGCUUAUUUCUAAAAUACAAAGUACACAGUCAUUACAGUCUUUAGUAUUACUCAGUCGCUCGCCUGCUGCGACCUUGACGUUGCUUACCGUGAAGCUAUGCACGGCGUUUUCCACCAUCCAUCACUUGCAACUGGACGAUCAUUCUUGGCAAAGCCCUGAUCGUGCCCAUGCUCUGGAACUGAUCGCAACGUUGAACUUGACCAACCUUAAGUCUUUUAGAUACGAAGCUACAUUGUACCGAGGUGUAACCACUAAUGUGAACCGAACAACAAAUCUUCCUGGCUGGCCCGGUGUCGGGCUGAGAGAUGUGUCACGCAUCUUACCGGGAGAGACGCCGCCGCCCAGGGAUGCAUACGACCUUCGCAGGUACCCCGAAUACAUUGGGUACCUAGAAAGCAACAAAGGUAUCGUGUUGACCAAGUUUUUCAUGAGCUUUUCCAGUCUGACUCGUGUCGAGUUAAAGAACUGCUCGUUUUUGAACGAUACUUUUUUCUCAAGUAUCUGGCAAUGUUUGCCCUUUUUGUCGGAGCUGCUGAUACAGGAUUGUCCCGAUAUUACGGGCACAUCAAUUGAAUCGUCCUGCGGGAAAGGAUGGUCACAGCUGACGAAGCUGGACAUUUCGACGUGCAAAAACUUGACUGAUCAAUGUAUAUAUGCCAUUGCUGAAACAACCAAAGCGAGCCGCGUUCAACUUUUGGUAUAUGAACGACCAACGGCUUUCUUAAAUCCAGUUGUGAACGGUAUAAUCGAACUGGGAUAUAGAAUCGGCCGUACACAUAAGCCGAGUAGUACAAUUUUACUCCGAGGAUUUGGGAAUGACGAGGCAGGUACUGAGUAA
Messenger RNA from Umbelopsis ramanniana AG, 1449 nucleotides. RefSeq lists its product as uncharacterized. Lineage: Eukaryota; Fungi; Mucoromycota; Umbelopsidomycetes; Umbelopsidales; Umbelopsidaceae. Bases 1 to 1449 code for a protein of 482 amino acids. The record is from RefSeq and is a predicted model, not a curated record. The transcript has a single exon.